Molecule: messenger RNA, 2452 nt
Organism: Aspergillus alliaceus
Lineage: Eukaryota; Fungi; Ascomycota; Eurotiomycetes; Eurotiales; Aspergillaceae
Product: tRNA modification protein MTO1
Exons: 2
Coding region: 12-2078 (688 amino acids)
Biological process (GO): tRNA wobble uridine modification; tRNA methylation
Cellular component (GO): cytosol
Molecular function (GO): flavin adenine dinucleotide binding
Source: RefSeq, a predicted model, not a curated record
ACCCCAUUAUCAUGGCUUUUCGGGCACGGUCUUUGGCUCUUGUUCGAUGGGGUCACAGCUCUCGCUCCCGGUUGAUUGGUCCAAUUCGUGACCUGGCCACCGUUUCUAAUGGCUCACGACCAUACGAUGUGGUUGUUAUCGGAGGUGGACAUGCUGGCUCAGAAGCCUGCGCUGCGGCAGCCCGAUCGGGUGCUCGCACUGCUUUGAUCACACCUUCGCUCUCAAACAUCGGCGUAUGUUCGUGCAAUCCAAGCUUUGGAGGAAUCGGAAAGGGUACAAUGAUCCGGGAGGUCGAUGCCAUGGAUGGCGUCACGGGACGCAUAAUCGACAAAGCCGGUAUCAUGUUUCGCAUACUCAACAAAUCAAAAGGACCUGCAGUUUGGGGCCCUCGCGCGCAAAUCGAUCGUGACCUGUACAAAAAAUACAUGCGAGAAGAGCUCCUUGGAACCGAAGGAUUAAGUGUUUUGGAGGGCAAAGUAGCGGAUAUUGUGGUGUCCAAGGAGGGCGUGGAGAAUGUGCCAGGUGCUCAGGGUAAAAUUGUCGGAGUAAAGCUGGAGUCCGGUGAGGUUAUCCCUACUAACCGAGUGGUCAUCACAACCGGUACCUUUUUGGGCGGAGAAAUCCAUAUCGGAAUGACUGUAUACCCAUCGGGCCGUAUGGGUGAGGCUGCUACUUUUGGGCUGAGCAAGUCCCUCCGUGAAGCUGGGUUUCAACUUGGCCGUCUGAAGACUGGGACUCCUCCUCGACUAGAUGCAAAAACCAUUGAUUUCAAAGCCCUUGAAAUCCAAAAAGGCGAUUCACCCCCGCAGCCUUUCUCCUACCUCAACAAUACGGUUGACGUUGGUGACGAAGGCCAGCUCAACUGCUGGAUGACCCAUACCAACGAGGCCUCUCACGACAUUAUCCGUGCCAAUCUGGACAAGUCCAUCCACAUUCGCGAGACAGUAAGAGGACCGAGAUACUGUCCGUCUCUUGAGUCGAAAAUCAUUCGCUUCCAGGACAAACAGCGACAUCUCAUUUGGCUGGAGCCAGAGGGAUUUGCACCUAAUGACGUUAUCUAUCCUAAUGGAAUCUCUAUGACUGUUCCGGAAGACGCUCAGUUCGCUAUGUUGCGGACGGUUCGUGGGUUAGAGAACGUACGCAUGCUUCAACCCGGCUAUGGAGUGGAAUACGACUAUAUCGAUCCUCGCAACCUUCGGCCUACCCUAGAAACGAAAUUGAUUAGCGGACUUUACCUCGCUGGUCAGAUCAACGGAACAACCGGGUAUGAAGAAGCCGCCGGGCAGGGAAUCAUCGCUGGUACCAACGCUGGUCUUUCUGCAAAAGGUCGGUCGCCACUCACGCUUACGCGGUCAGACGGAUUCAUCGGAAUCAUGAUCGACGACCUCAUCACAAAGGGUGUAUCUGAACCCUACCGUAUGUUCACAACGCGGAGUGAAUACCGCAUCUCCACCAGAUCGGACAAUGCGGAUCUACGUCUAACACGAAUGGCCCGCGAUGUGGGUGUCGUCUCGGACAAACGCUGGCGUCAAUUCACCGACACCGAGGCGCAACUCAAAGAGCUCCAGACUCUACUCGCUAACACAAAAAUGUCCUCGAAUGCAUGGACCCGCAGAGGCUUCAAGGCCCGAGUCGACACCUCUAUCCGUUCUGCCCUGGACCUUCUCUGCCUUGACGAAGUCGAUGUAGACGCUUUGAUCCCGCACAUCGAAUCCCCAUCCGGAAAGGUCUACACGCCCUCAUCCUUUGCCCCUGAAAUCCGAACCCGCGUCGCCAUCGAACGCCGCUACGCUCCAUACGUCGCACGGCAAGAGACAGCCGUCCGCAAGUUCCUGCAGGAUGAAAGCCUUUUCCUCCCCCCUGACCUAGAUUACUCCAAAGUCCAAGGCAUAAGCACGGAGGAGAAACAGGCCCUCGAACGCGUCCGCCCUGUCAGUGUGGGCAUGGCCAGACGAAUCGAAGGUGUCACUCCCGCGGGUGCUCUGCGGUUACUCGCACACGCUCGGAGAACUGGCACAGCACCAGCAAGUGACAAUCUAGAAGAAACGCCAGACGAUAUCCUACAACAAGCUCCUUGAAUCGAAAUUUGAAUCUAGUACAUACAUCACUUACGAACAUGCACAUUUUGCAUUCUUAUAUUCUGAAAAUUCAGCGGCAAACACACCAGGCGUAAUGGACAGGUUUAGGGAAAGAAAGGUGCCUGAUAUGGAAGGGCUUGCAUCCUCCUUAUGAGGCAAAAUAAUCCGGGAAAGGAUAAAUAUGUAUAUUAUCUGAUGCAUUUUUUGGGAUUGUAUCCUUGAUUUAUUCUGACGGGUCAUGGACAUGUAUGUAUACUAUUGGAAUCUCCUCAUCUCACCAUGUACAUUAUUAACACUAUAGAUAAAGCAUUGAAGAUGCCUGUCGCAUCAUUUCAGAGUUACUCCCUCAAAUGUAUAGAACAAUUAAUCCAAAC